Messenger RNA from Triticum dicoccoides, 1410 nucleotides. Its product is annotated as E3 ubiquitin ligase BIG BROTHER-related-like. The transcript is spliced from 7 exons. The record is from RefSeq and is a predicted model, not a curated record. Bases 51 to 1082 code for a protein of 343 amino acids. Lineage: Eukaryota; Viridiplantae; Streptophyta; Magnoliopsida; Poales; Poaceae.
CCCGACUAAUCCCUUCCGUCCCGCACCCUUCGUCCAAUCGCCCCCAGCCCAUGGAGGAUUCCAAGGGGAGCGACGGCGGCGGCGAGAGGCCCGGCGCCGACCACAACCCUAGCCCGGAUCAGCCCCCGCCGGUCGCCGCUCCCGGAGGAGGGGACGAUGCCGCCGCCGCCGCCGCUGCGGCGGCCGCGGCCUUGGCCGAGGACGAGGCGCGGCGCCCGUUCACGGCCCUCAGCCAGGUCGACGCCGACCUAGCCCUGGCGCGUGUCCUCCAGGAGCAGGAACGGGCGUAUAUGAUGCUCCGGAUGAACGGAGUCGGCGGCGGCGGCGGCGAGGGCAGCGACUACGGGAGCUCGGAGGCCGGGAGCUACGAGUACGACGAGGAUGCCGAGGAGGACUACGAGGAGGAGCUCGAGAACCACCUCCGCGUCCACCACCACGAGCACCCAGGCGGUGGCGAGGUUGAUGGGGACGAUGAUCUCGAGGCUGAUGGCGAGGGCGAGGGCGAGGGUGAGGGCGAGGAUGAAGGCGAGGAUGACGGUUCUGAAGAGAGCGAGUACGAGGAGGAGGGGUUCGAUGAGGACGAGGAGGUGGAGGAUGUGGAUCUAGACCCGGCAGAGUACGAGGACGACGAGGCUUAUGCACGGGCGCUUCAGGACGCUGAGGAGCGUGAGGUUGCCGCGCGGCUUAUGGCUCUCGCUGGGAUCAGCGAUUGGCGGGCGGUGGAGCAUGUUGAGGAUCACAUAAACGACGCGCAGGAUUCAUGGCAAGAGGUUGAUCCAGAUGAGUACUCUUAUGAGGAAUUAGUUGCAUUGGGUGAAGUAGUUGGUACAGAAAGUAGAGGUCUCUCUGCUGAUACACUUGCUUCCUUACCUUCAGUAACUUACAAGACAAAAGAUAUGCAAGAUGGCAACACAGAACAAUGUGUAAUUUGUCGUGUGGAAUUUGAGGAAGGUGAAUCUUUGGUUGCACUUCCCUGCAAUCAUUCAUACCAUCCUGACUGCAUUAAUCAGUGGCUUCAAAUAAAUAAGGUAUGCCCUAUGUGUAGCGCAGAAGUUUCUACCUCAGCAAGCAAGCAGGCAUGACCAACAGUCGUUGGUAAACCAACUUCAUCUUCAGAAAAGAAAAGAAAAGAAAAAAACCAGUUGUUGGCACUUGGUGGGAGCAUGUAGUGGCAUCAUUCUAGUAUCCCUGAUGUUUAAACCAAAGCAAGGCAGCAGAAACUUCUACAGUACAAACUUGCGAGGGGACCAGGGACAUGGAGCAUUUUUUUAUGCCUUGCCGCUGAUGCUCUGCGUUCUCUUACCUUGUACACUAACUGUGUUAUUACCGUCGAUCAAUUUUUUCUUUUCUCAGUGUAUAUUACGAGUAUCGCAUUAAUGCAUUGGGAUUUAGAGAUUUAUAUCUGGAGCU